CACGCGCAGCCAGGCAGCGAAUGCGAGCGAGCGUGUGCUGUCUCUCGGGAGCGUGCAUGCAGCAUAUUCAUUCUCUGAUACUCUCGCCGCGGUUACACAUAUGUACAGAUCGUUGCCGUUGCUCGCCGUAGUCAUCGUCGACGUCGGCGUCGUUGCUGCCUCGGUACACGACUUCGUAGCGUAGCAGCGGCGGCUCGCGCGGAUCCUGCGUGGUGCGCGCAGGCUUCCGCGUGCUUUUAUCCGCCUGCGAUAUUCGCGUGCGUGCGCGAGAAGGCGGUGGCGGUAGGCAGUAGUAGAGGCAUCAACGGCGGCGGCGACGACGGCGGCGGCAGCAGCAGCAGCAGCAGCAGCAGCAGCAGCAGUAGCAGCAGCAGCCAAGCGGUAGUAAACCUACCGCGACCAGUGACAACAUUUAUUUUCGAUACGAUCACGGAGGCCGUGCGAGCGAGAGAAAGAGCGAGAGAGGUGGCGCUAGAGAGAGAGAGAAAGCUCUGCCCCGAAACCGCUCUGUCUGCAGCACGAAGUGCGUUCCCGUGGGAGCGCAACGGAGAUCGCUAGUGCAGAUUUUGGACAAAGCGGCUUGUUGAAAAGUAAAGAAAUGGUGUCGACUCGUCAGUCAAGUAACAUGGGGAGUAGCAGCAGUGGCGGUGGUAGUGGCAGCGGGACAGGUGGUGAAGUAGUGGAAGCGACCUCGUCGUUGAAGAAACACCAACCAGGGACCGCUAGCAACAUCAAUAACUGCUCCACCACCGAGUCUCCACCUGUUCGUAAUUUGAAUCUCCUGAAUCUACCUGUUGAGAUACUGGAAAAGAUUUUCGGAUAUCUAGGUUACAAUACAGUGGCUCAUUUGCGCCCGGUCUGCCACCAGCUGGACCGCAUUUGCGGUUCAAUGUUGAACUCCACCUUCCAGAAGCUGCAAGCGCAGAUGCUGAGCCGUUUCCAGGCCAUCAAGGCGCAAAUGCCCAGACGCGAAUCCGCGCGUCGGAAUCACCCGUUAGCCUGCGAGUCCGACAUUAUAGAGACUCUACAUAUGCGGCUAACUUUGCUGCAAAUGAGCUUCGGCAAGCACAUCGAGCGGAAGCAUUGUUGCUUCUUCCCCGGUGAGAUUCUGGACGAGGUGUAUCGCGUUCUCUAUUACAUAAAAGUCACUCCGAAACUGACCAAACCUUACAAAGUUACGGACGAGUUGUUUGAUCUGAGCACCAUGGCUAUGGAGUAUUUCAAAGAGCAUAUCGAGCCGACAUUGCCGGAAAUACCUUACUUUGGUGCCGAUUUCCUGGAUCUUGCGGGGACGUUCUCUUCUAGUACUGUGAGUAAACCAUUUAUGUGCCUGGAUUCCGCGCCGUUGAGCGUAGGAAGCAGUAAAACGGGCAACACCAGCGGAGAGGAGGGCUCUCCGCCGCAUUGCUCGGACGACCCGGCCCUCCUGGAAUCCAACGUGUCGCCGCCACAGUCGAACAUGGUUCUACGAAAGCGUAUCCGCAAGAUCAAGCAGGGCAUGAAGCGGUACAAUAGCCAGCUGACGCUGAUGCGCAAGGAUCUGAAGAGCUGCAAGGCGAAGAUCGCCGAGCAGCAGAAGCAGAUCGUAGAGUACGCCACCCGGCUGGACGAUAACGACAAGAAGAACGAAGAAACAUCGCGGAAAUUCAGCACACUCCUACAGGAAUUGAACAAAUGCAAAACCGAGUUACAAUAUUGGCGAUCCAAGUCACCGGCGAUACCGGUGUGCGUAGGCUGCGGCCAGUCAAUGCCAGUCCCUACGGAAGAUCUGCAAGCCUUAGCGAAUCAAGGAGUGCUGCCGGAUACAUUCGGCGAAGGGCUCGACUUCAUUCCCAUCGCGGAUGCCCACAGUCCGACCGAGAUGGCACCGCAACCCCCCGUAGUCACACAAUCUCCACCGACGCCGGCGAUGGAGAUGGCACCCCCAAAGGCUCCCGUGCCUUCGAAUGUAGCGUUCAAGCGGAAACCAAUCGUGGAGGAGGCGUCUAGUGAUGCCGCGAAAAAGUCACGUCGCACUGCCAAGUCUCGUCAGGCUAAGCGCUCAAAGAUGUAAAAAAAUCGAUAACGCUGAUCAUGGUACAAAUAUUUGUUCAACCGGUCUCUGACGGGGGUCUCCCUUUGUGAAAAAAGAGCGACAGAGGGGACUCGCCGCGACGGUAUUUAAAGCGCGUUUCUUUAUGCCAGCAAGCCGAUGAUCUUAGAAAAGUACAAAAUUCCUCACCGAACGUCCUGCAUCUCGCGCAACGAACCUCGUUUUUGGAAAUUCUAGGCCGCGCGUUAAUCACCGCGCGCGAUUGUUUGUGGAAAUCUCUCGACAGUCUAUACUCCGAUUUCUCUCACGAACGGAGCUGUUGUCGCCGCCGACAUGCAACGGUGCGCCUCGACGAUGAUAUUCUAAAGAAACUUAGCCGAUCAUCUGCGCUUUGCUCGUAAAGUAACGUUUAGCUAUACUACUUUCUUGGAUUCUUGUUAGAAUUCUUUGCGAUUGUCAUUGCCGAUGGUACGUCCGUGGAUGAUGAAAGGUCUCGAGAUCGUGUUUGUCAUGCAUUUAACGGCGCGAUAGAACGUAGCAGCGGGCGUCAUGUUUAUCGUGGCGAUUGAAGAUUCGUUUUCUAUUUGGCUCUCCGAUCAAAAGAGCGCGCAGUGGCUGUCAUCUUGACUUUCAGGAUGACACACGUUUGCUAGAAUCUAGACUGAAUAUCGCAUCUUCAGCAUUUUUGAUCGAACAGGACAAUACGGUAACAGAGGAAGCGUAUUAAGUCACGUAAAGGCGAAAGCUUUUGUACAAAAGCCUGUAGGAUGAAUUAUUAUCGUGUCUCGGGAACGGCCGAUAAACGCAUCACGGAAAUUUUAUUCGUUCUUCAUGGCGCGUUGACUCGCGUGCAAAAUCGAAAUUGAGCCUCGAACAUAUUUUAUUUCGCGGUAUCGAUCAACAAGUACCUGACAGAACUAACGUAGACUAGUUCACGCAGGUACUGCAGAUGCACCAACAAUCACCAUAUCAAUUCGUUUUGAUUAGUUAAGCCUGCUCAAUUUAGAAAAUUGGUUCGUUCACAAUGAUUAGAUGCCAUUAGGUGCCACGCGUUAGAGAGAGAUGUUUUAUAUUUAUACAUAUAUUAUAUAUAUAUAUAUAUAUUUUUCGUCCAGUUGGAAAUAAUUUUUCUUUAGUAACUAUGUAUUUCUGAUCGAAAAUUAUUCAUGAUACGUGGGGCUGGAUAAAAUCAAAAAUUCUGCG
Molecule: messenger RNA, 3235 nt
Organism: Harpegnathos saltator (Jerdon's jumping ant)
Lineage: Eukaryota; Metazoa; Arthropoda; Insecta; Hymenoptera; Formicidae
Gene: dmpd
Product: F-box protein dampened
Exons: 6
Coding region: 599-2053 (484 amino acids)
Biological process (GO): positive regulation of DNA-templated transcription
Cellular component (GO): nucleus
Molecular function (GO): transcription coactivator activity; protein binding
Source: RefSeq, a predicted model, not a curated record